CAAAUUCUCCUUCUUCACUCUCGACUAUUGUCCAUAAACCCUAGGUACCUCCUGAAUUCAUUGACGCUAGGGUUUUUCUGCAACUCCCCAAUCCCCGCCCAACAUGGAAGGGAUCGAAAUGGACGACGGUUACACUCUUCCCCUAAUCGAAGACGACGACAUCUGCACCUCAAUCCUCGCGCGCUUCAGCAACUCCACGCGCGAGGACCACCACCACCUCUGCGCAGCCAUAGGCGCCAUGGCUCAGGAGCUCAAAGACAAGAACCUCCCUUCGACCCCGGUCGCCUACUUGGGCUUCACGUGCUCUUCUCUCGACGGCCUCUCCUCCCAGCCCGAGCCUCCCGCUCAUGUGAUCGACGCCCUCCUCACAAUUCUCUCCAUUGUCUUUCAAAAAGUCUCGGCCGCAAUUCUCGUGAAGAAGUCCGAGUUCCUAUCGGAGCUCUUGGUGCGUGUUCUGCGGUCUCCGUCUUUGACAGUGGGCGCCGCCGUCUCAGGAUUGAAAUGCAUAUCGCAUGUGCUCAUCAUCAGAGGCCGUGUCAACUGGUCUGAUGUGUCUUCAUUGUAUGGCUUCUUAUUGAGCUUUAUUACAGAUUCCCGCCCUAAGGUGAGAAGACAAUCACAAUUGUGUCUUCGUGAUGUACUGCAAAGUCUUCAAGGAACACCGCUGCUUGCCCCUGCAAGUGAAGGGCUUACUAACUUAUUUGAAAGGUUUCUUCUGCUUGCUGGUGGGUCAAAUGCAGAUGCGGGUGAAGGACCCAAGGGAGCUCAGGAGGUCUUGUAUAUUUUGGAUGCUUUGAAAGAGUGUCUUUUUCUUAUGUCAAUCAAGUACAAAACUUCCGUCCUCAAGUACUACAAAACUCUCUUGGAUCUGCACCAACCACUUGUUACAAAGCGCAUAACAGAUAGUUUGAAUAUACUUUGUCUCAAUCCAUCUACAGACGUUCCUCCUGAAGUGUUGCUCGAUCUGUUAUGCUCAUUAGCUCUUUCUGUCUCCACAAAUGAGACAUCUGUCGAUGGGAUGAUGUUCACAGCUCGCUUGCUCGGUAGUGGAAUGGCCAAAGUUUAUUCCCUCAAUAGGCAUAUAUGCGUAGUUAAACUCCCUAUUGUAUUCAAUGCACUCAGAGAUGUAUUGGCAUCUGAGCAUGAAGAGGCUAUACAUGCAGCAGCGCAUACAUUUAAGAGUCUCAUUCAUGAUUGCAUUGAUGAAAGCUUGAUCAAACAGGGAGUUGACCAGAUUGUAAUGAAUGCAAAUCUGGAUGCAAGGAAGUCUGGGCCAACUAUAAUUGAAAAAGUAUGUGCUACUAUUGAAAGCUUACUUGGUUAUCACUACGCUGGUGUCUGGGACCUUGCAUUCCAAGUUGUUUCAGCCAUGUUCGAUAAAUUAGGGGUAUAUGCUUCUUAUUUCAUGAGGGGUGCGCUCAGGAGCUUGGCAGAGAUGGAGAAGUUAUCCGAUGAAGAUUUCCCUUUCAGGAAACAGCUGCAUGAAUGCCUUGGAUCGGCUCUUGUUGCAAUGGGACCUGAAACAUUUUUAGGUCUUCUACCUCUUAAUUUGGAGGCUGAAGACUCAAGUCAGGUGAAUGUUUGGCUCUUUCCGAUACUGAAGCAGUAUACUAUUGGUGCACGUUUGAGCUUCUUUACAGAGUCAAUUUUGGGUAUGGUUCGAACGAUAAAGGAGAAAUCUAGAAAGCUCGAGUCACAAGGACGUAUUUUUUCAUCAAGGAGUACAGAUGCAUUUGUACAUGCUUUGUGGUCACUGUUACCUUCAUUUUGCAACUACGCUUCAGAUACUGCUGAAAGUUUCAACGAUCUAGAGCAAGCCUUGUGCAGUGCCCUUCAAGAUGAACCUGAGUUUCGUGGAAUAAUAUGCUUGAGCUUGCAGAUUCUUGUACAACAAAAUAAGAAAAUUGUGGAAGAAAUGAAUGAUCUGUCUGAUAGUGAAGUAGGUAGUGCGAGAUACAGAGCUAUUGCUCAUUAUACCCCUCAGGUUACAGCAGAUAACUUAAGCGUGCUCAAGUCAUCUGCUUGCGAGUUACUGCAUGUUCUAUCAGGUGUUUUCUUGAAUACCACAAAAGAUGAUGCAGGCUGUUUGCAGUCCACAAUUGGUGAGUUUGCUUCCAUAGCAGAUAAAGAAGCUGUGUCAAAGUUUUUCCGAAAUAGAAUGGGGAUGCUUUUAAAGGUUACUGAAGAGGCUAGCAAAGCAGAAAGUCCUAGAGAUUUUAAUUCCAAGCGGGCCCAACUGUUUGACUUGGCGGUUUCAUUUUUACCUGGUUUACAUGAUAAUGAGGUUAAUGUUCUAUUUACUGCAAUAAAGAAUGCAUUACAGGAUGAUGAAGGUUUGAUACAAAAGAAGGCAUAUAAAGUCCUUUCAAUCAUUCUCAGGGACUGUGAUUCGUUUCUUUCAUCGAAUUCAUCGAAGCUCAAGGAAUUGCUUGACCUUAUGGUUAAUGUACUGCCUUCAUGCCAUUUUUCAGCUAAACGGCACAGACUCGACUGCUUGUACUUCCUAGUAGUCCAUGUUUCAAAGAGUGACACAGAGCAGUGGCGGGAUGACAUCAUAAGUUUCCUGACAGAAAUAGUUCUUGCACUUAAAGAGGCUAACAAAAAGACAAGAAAUAGAGCUUAUGAUAUCCUUGUCCAAAUUGGCCACGCCUGUGGUGAUGAGGAGAAAGGCGGGAAUAGAGAACACCUGUUGGAAUUUUUUAACAUGGUAGCUGGGGGCCUAGCUGGUGAAACUCCUCAUAUGAUCAGUGCUGCAAUGAAGGGCUUAGCUCGGUUGGCUUAUGAGUUUUCUGAUCUUGUUUCAACCGCUACCAAUUUGCUUCCGUCCGCAUUUCUCCUCCUCCAGAGAAAGAACAAAGAAAUAAUUAAAGCUAAUUUAGGUUUGUUGAAGGUAUUAGUGGCCAAAUCACAAGCCGAGGGGUUGCAAUUGCACUUGAAAAGCAUGGUGGAAGGCUUGCUGAAGUGGCAAGACGCUACUAAAACCCACUUCAAAGCCAAGGUUAAGCUUCUUCUAGAAAUGCUUGUCAAGAAAUGUGGGCUCGAUGCUGUUAAGGCUGUGAUGCCUCAAGAACAUAUGAAAUUACUUACCAACAUACGGAAGAUCAAGGAACGGAAAGACAGGAAACUGGGUUCUAAAUCUGAGGAAGCUAGAUCUCAAGUUUCCAAAGCAACUACAUCCAGGUUAAGCAGAUGGAACCAUACAAAAAUAUUUUCUGAUUUUGAUGAUGAUGAAACUGAGGAUAGUGAUACAGAAAAUAUGGAUGCCAAAACAGUCUUGGGCAAACGUGGCAAGGCUUUCUCGCAGCUCAAAUCCAAAGCAUCUUCAUUACGAAGAACAAAGAAGAACUUGCUCGAUCAACUAGAAGAUGAGCCACUCGACUUGCUUGAUCGGCAAAGAACAAGGUCAGCACUUAGAUCAUCCGAGAAUUUAAAGCGAAAAAUGGAGUCGGAUGAUGGGCCAGAGAUAGACGAUGAUGGGCGCCUAAUAAUUCGUGACGAAGCAGAAUCGUACAAGAGAAAGCCAUCGGAACCUCAUUCGGAUGCAAGAAGUGAAGCGGGUAGUUACUUGUCCGUAGACUCAAAGAAAACACAGAAGCGGCGGAAGACAUCAGAGUCCGGGUGGGCUGCCACCGGCAAAGAGUACGCCAGCAAGAAGGCCGGUGGGGAUUUGAAGAGGAAGGACAAACUUGAACCGUAUGCGUAUUGGCCACUUGAUCGAAAAAUGAUGAGCCGUAGGCCGGAGCAUAGGGCAGCUGCAAGAAAAGGGAUAUCAAGUGUGGUGAAGAUGACAAAGAAGCUGGAAGGGAAGAGUGUCUCAACUAUUCUCUCCACUAAAGGCUUAAAGUUUAAGAAUAAAAGUAAGGUUCAGAAGGGAGGCAGCAAGAAGAAAAAAUAGGUGAGGAACAGGACUACUUCGAUCGACACAUCGAAGGGAAACUUGUACUAAAGGGUUUUUAUAUUUUAUAUAUUUAUUUUUUUUAAUUUAUAAAUUACAGUAAUUUUCUUGAUUUAUUAAUUGUUAUUAUUGUUCUUAUACUGAAUGGACGCUUGUUAUGGGCUCGGGUCAUGUUGUGGGUAAGCAUAUUAGCUGAUGGGUUGCUAAAAAUCUUCUAAUGGGCUUUGUAUUGCUGUUACUCCCUGAGGCUCCACUGUAAAGAAAGCAUGAAUGAAAUGAAGUGGAACGUUUCUUUUAUUUCC
Messenger RNA from Prunus persica (peach), 4197 nucleotides. RefSeq names its product RRP12-like protein. The record is from RefSeq and is a predicted model, not a curated record. The transcript has 18 exons. The coding region runs from base 104 to 3895 and encodes 1263 amino acids. Lineage: Eukaryota; Viridiplantae; Streptophyta; Magnoliopsida; Rosales; Rosaceae.